This is a messenger RNA of Quercus lobata, 2275 nucleotides long. Its product is annotated as putative disease resistance RPP13-like protein 1. The transcript is spliced from 2 exons. Gene Ontology annotation, molecular function: ADP binding. NCBI's taxonomy places the organism in Eukaryota, Viridiplantae, Streptophyta, Magnoliopsida, Fagales, Fagaceae. Bases 151 to 1794 code for a protein of 547 amino acids. The record is from RefSeq and is a predicted model, not a curated record.
GCAAUCUCUUGCAUUGAUUUUGGUUCUUGGAGCGCCUUCAAAACAAAAGAACAUAAUAACUCUCUUCAUUCCCAAGUUCCAUCUCAACUUUCUGUGGUGUCUCUCUGGUUACUUCAUUUCCCAUAUUUCUCUCAUUUCCACAAGUGAACCAUGUCAAUUGUCGCGGAGGUUGUCGCGGGGGCUGCUUUAUCCGCUUUCUUUGAUAAGCUGUUUGACAAGUUUAGCUCCUCUGAUUUGUUGAAGACCUUUCGGAAAGAGAAUUUUGACGCUGAUCUCAAGAAGUGGGAGAGCAUGUUGCUGAAAAUUCAGUUAGUUCUGGAUGACGCAGAAGAGAAGCAGUUGACAAGCAGGUUGGUGAAGAUCUGGCUGGAUGAGCUGGAAGACUUGGCUUAUGAUGUGGACGACAUCUUGGACGAGUUUGCUACUGAAGCUCUACGACGUCAGCUGAACCCAGAACCCAAAAGUGAUUUUGUUAAGCAGAUGAGGUCCAAGAUUGAAGGUAUUGAUAGAAGACUGCAAGAAAUAGUGGAAGAGAAGAAAGAUCUGGAGUUGAGAGAAAAUACUGGGAGAAGGACUAUAACAAAAACAUCAAGGCCGCCCUCAACUUCUCUGGUGAAUGAAAGUCGUACUUAUGGUAGAGACGAAGAUAAAAUGAAGAUUGUCAAGUUGUUGCUCGAAUCAAGUGAUGCUCAACUCUCUGUGAUUCCCAUAGUUGGUAUGGGUGGGCUGGGGAAGACGACUCUUGCCCAGCUAGUCUACAAAGACGAUGAAGUGAGCCGUCAUUUUCAGUUGAAAGCCUGGGUUUGCGUGUCUGAAGAUUUUGACAAUCUAAGGUUGACUAAAGAAAUUCUACACUCUACUUCUGAAUCUUGCCAUGAUAAUAAUAAUUUAGAUUCACUUCAAGGCAAACUGAAGAAUACAUUAUCAGGGAAGAAGUUCUUGCUCAUCUUGGAUGACGUUUGGAAUGAAAAUUAUGAAUUGUGGACUGAACUGUGCAAGCCUUUCGAAUUUGGGGCUCAAGGAAGUAAGAUUGUUGUCACAACUCGGAAUGAUGAUGUUUCAUCAAUAAUGGGAACUACUCCACCGUACAAGUUGAAAGAGUUGUCACGUGAUGCUUGUUUACGUGUAUUUACCCACCACGCGUUAGAUGCAACAGAUUUUAGUGAGUAUCCAGAACUUAAAAAAUAUGGUCAAGAAAUUGUAGAUAGGUGCAAGGGAGCACCUUUGGCAGCAAAAGCACUUGGCGGCCUUUUACGCAGUAAACACGAUCCUUGUGAGUGGGAAGAUGUGUUAAAUAGCAAGAUCUGGGAUAUUCCUGAAGAUAAAAGUAGUAUUUUUUCCGUUCUUAGAUUGAGCUACAACUAUCUUCCUUCUCAUUUAAAGAGGUGCUUUGCCUAUUGUUCACUGUUUCCAAAGGACUACGAAUUUCAGGAGAGAGAGCUAGUCUUGUUAUGGAUGGCAGAAGGUUUGAUUCAAGAAACAAAAGCAAAGAAGCCAAUGGAAGAUCUUGGUGGUGAUUAUUUUCGUGAUCUACUCAAUAGAUCAUUUUUUCAACAAUCAAGCAGUUACGAAUCACUAUCAUUUUUUCAACAAUCAAGCAGUUAUGAAUCACUCUUUGUCAUGCAUGACCUUAUGAAUGAUUUAGCUAUGUGGGCAGCGGGAGACUUGUGCUGUAGGUUGGAGGAUCAAUUGGGUGGUAGUAAGCAAUUUGAAAUUUCUACAAAGGUACGACAUUUUCUUAUAUUGAACAUUCAAACGAUUGCAUCCAUAAGUUUAAUGAAGAUGUGCAUUUAAGGACCUUCCUGUCGCUACCAUUAUAUAACCAAGAUGGCUUAACAAAUUUUGAUGUUAGAUAUUGUUCGUUUCCACAAUUAAGAUGCUUAAGGGUAUUAUCUUUAAGUGGAAAUGAUAUCUUUGAGCUACCAAGUUCAAUUGGUGAUCUGAAACAUCUAAGAUACCUCAACCUUUCUUAUACUAAGAUUGCAAUUCUACCAGAAUCAACAAGUUCAUUGUACAACCUACAAACAUUGAUAUUGAAAGGUUGUGACUAUCUCACAAAAUUACCAGAACAAAUUGAAAAUUUGGUCAAUCUUCGACAUCUCAAUAUAACAGAUGCAAAAUCAAUUAGAGAGAUGCCAGCUGGAAUAGCAAAAUUAAAGAGCUUAUGGACGCUAUCUAAUUUUGUUGUGGGGAAAGAUAAGAUAGUAGACUUGAUGAAUUUGGAAUUUCUUCAGGGAACACUUUGCAUUUCCCACUUGGAGAACAUGCUUGAUGC